Nicotiana attenuata is the source of this 606-nucleotide messenger RNA. RefSeq lists its product as uncharacterized. Lineage: Eukaryota; Viridiplantae; Streptophyta; Magnoliopsida; Solanales; Solanaceae. The record is from RefSeq and is a predicted model, not a curated record. The coding region runs from base 1 to 606 and encodes 201 amino acids. The transcript has 2 exons.
AUGCCAUGGUCCCGGGACUCCGCCUACCCCAGUCUUUCCGAGUACAACUUCAACGUCAGCGUAGUGGAGCUAGUAUCGGCUAUGAGGAACAUUAAGGAAGCACGGUUCCCGAAGCCAAUGAGAUCCGAUCCCAUUCAAAGGGAUCCUAAUUUAUGGUGCGAAUACCAUGGGACCAACAGCCACAGGACAGGGGAUUGUCGGCAUCUGCGCGAGGAGGUGGGGGGAAAUGAGAUUAAUGGUGUGACAUUUUCGGCGACAAAAAAGACGAAGGUGUCAAUGACCCACAGCAAGAGACUUCGGGAAGUCGCUGAGGACGACAUUACUUUCACGGAGGAAGACACAGAUGGACUACUGCAGCCACACAAUGAUGCAUUGGUAAUCUCUUUAAAUGUCUUAGAUUUUAAAAUUAAACGUGUUUUGGUGGACCCAGGAAGUUCGGCCAAUAUUAUCCAGUGGAGAGUGCUGGAGCAAGCCAAGCUCACCGGAAGUAUCAUUCCGGCCACAAAACUACUCGCCGGAUUCAACCUAGCAAGUGUGACGACCCGGGGAGAGAUCCUACUGCCCACGAAUGCUGAGGGGGUGAUGAAGACGACCCUUUUUAGGUAG